AUGUCCAAACCCCUCACCCACGCCACCAUCGUAGCCCGCCGCUCCAGCGAGCGCGGCUACGCCGAACACGGCGGCUGGCUCAAGAGCUUCCACACAUUCAGCUUUGCAAACUACUACGACCACCGAUUCACCAACUUCGGGAGCCUGCGCGUGCUGAACGAGGACCGAGUGUCGGCGAAGAACGGCUUCCCGACGCACCCGCACCGCGACGCCGAGAUCUUCAGCUACAUUCUGAAUGGCGAACUCACACACCGCGAUAGCAUGAUCAAGAAGGGCGGGGAGGGCGCACAGGGAAAGGACUUUUUCAGAAUGAAGAGGGGGGAUGUGCAGUUUACGACGGGGGGGACGGGAAUCGCGCACUCCGAAAUCAACGAAUCGCCCAAACCCGUCCACUUCCUACAAAUCUGGGCCCUACCGUGGAAAACCAGCCUGAAGCCACAAUACCACACGCGCACGUUCUCGGAAGAAGCGAAACGCGCGAACUUCCUCCCCAUCCUGUCCCCCCUUGCCGCGGGCCCGGACGCCACCCCCGCCGAAGAAGACGCCGCGGUGCCCAAAAUCCCCGAGACGAUCCCGAUCCACGCGGACUUUGUGAUGGGGGCGGGGAUCAUCGCGCCGGAGAAGACGUUCGGGUGGGCGGUAGGCGGCGGGGAGGGCAUUGUGGGGAAGACGCGCAAGCGCAAUGUGUAUGUGCAUGUGCCGAUGACGAAGAAUGGGAGGGCCAGUGUUAGGAUUGAUGGGCGAGAGGAGAUGGUGUUGGAGGAGGGGGAUGGGGCGUUUGUGUCCGGGGUGAAUGUCGGGGAUGUGUUGAGGGUGGAGAGUUUGGGCGAGGUGGAUGCUGAGGUGGUGGUUUUGGAUAGUGAUUAG
This is a messenger RNA of Aspergillus heteromorphus CBS 117.55, 867 nucleotides long. Its product is annotated as pirin family protein. Bases 1 to 867 code for a protein of 288 amino acids. The transcript has 2 exons. NCBI's taxonomy places the organism in Eukaryota, Fungi, Ascomycota, Eurotiomycetes, Eurotiales, Aspergillaceae. The record is from RefSeq and is a predicted model, not a curated record.